AUGGUAUUGACUACAGCAGAAAAAGCCCAAGUGGUUGCCUAUGACAACGCUGGCUGGACAAAGACGAAAAUUGCGAAUCAUUUAGGCGUUAGCAGAAUGACAGUACAUAAGACGAUUCAAAGGUUCGAAGAAAAUGGUUCUCACCAACGAAAGAAGGGUUCUGGACGUAAGUCAAAGCUAACCACCCGAGACGUUCGUAGCCUGGAACGUAUUGUGAAAGGAAAUCGCAGGGACACCAUGGAUGAUAUUAAGAAAAAAAUGGCGAUCAAUGUGUCCCAUCGCACCAUUCGACGUCAAUUGAAUGAACUAGGUAUACAUUCACGCGUGGGAAGAAAAAAACCUUUUGUGAAC
Molecule: messenger RNA, 351 nt
Organism: Halteromyces radiatus
Lineage: Eukaryota; Fungi; Mucoromycota; Mucoromycetes; Mucorales; Cunninghamellaceae
Product: Homeodomain-like protein
Exons: 1
Biological process (GO): DNA integration; DNA transposition
Molecular function (GO): DNA binding
Source: RefSeq, a predicted model, not a curated record